Molecule: messenger RNA, 1033 nt
Organism: Olea europaea var. sylvestris
Lineage: Eukaryota; Viridiplantae; Streptophyta; Magnoliopsida; Lamiales; Oleaceae
Product: WUSCHEL-related homeobox 11-like
Exons: 3
Coding region: 55-879 (274 amino acids)
Biological process (GO): adventitious root development
Molecular function (GO): DNA binding; DNA-binding transcription factor activity
Source: RefSeq, a predicted model, not a curated record
CUCGUCAGUAUUUUACUCAUAAGAGUCUGUGCCUGAUAAAAUAUUUUACCUUCCAUGGAAAAUCAAGCACAAGAUAGCGGUAGUAGGCGCAGCGGUGGCUCGGAAACUGAGAGAAAUGAGCCGGUUCGAUCCCGGUGGACUCCGAAGCCAGAGCAAAUCCUAAUACUUGAGUCCAUCUUUAACAGUGGGAUGGUGAACCCUCCAAAGGAGGAAACAGUGAGAAUCAGAAAACUGCUAGAGAAAUUUGGUGCAGUUGGAGAUGCUAAUGUUUUCUACUGGUUCCAAAACCGUCGGUCAAGGUCCAGACGCAGGCAGCGCCAAAUUCAGGCAAGUGUUAGCGGUGGUGAACAACCACAAACUCAACCGUGGACUGGCGGUUGUGAUACAAUUCAGUAUGAAAAUACAGCUGCAGCAGGUUCUGCGCCUUCCUUCUAUAAUUUCCCAAUGUCCUCGAGCUCCAGUUUAUAUGGUUCUUCUUCAUCUUGCACCGAGAAUGACGCUUCCAAUGAUAUGUUCUCACUUUCCGGCCACCCGGCCCUCCCAGAAAUCGACCAAAAUCAUCAUUUCCUUUUUUUUUUUUUUUUUUUUGCAAAGCGAAGACAAAUGCUUGUAAUUAAAAACCAAAAAACAAAUCUGAAAUUUAUUGAUAAUUUCACAGAAUUCUCUCUUACUUUUGACUUUUCAGGAUUGAUAACAGUAUAUAUCAACGGAGUUGCAACAGAAAUACCAAGAGGGCCUCUGGACAUGAAAGCAAUGUUUGGACAAGAUUUCGUGCUGUUUCAUUCGUCAGGAGUACCAGUUCAAGUCAAUGAAUAUGGAUUUCUGAUGCAGAGUUUGCAGCAUGGCGAGAGCUAUUUUCUGGUUCCAAGACAUUCUUAAAUUGGAAUGAUCACCUCGUUGUGGGAGCUUUCUAGUUUAGUACUUUGGAAAUUCAAGCAAAUUUCUUAGUUUAGUAUAUUAACAUCUUUAUGUUUCCUUUUAAUUCUUGUAAUAUUGUUUGUUCGUUUUCAUUCUCCUCCUUAAAUGAAAUAAA